AUGUCGACCGGUGUUGUGCGGUCUACCGCCCUCAGAGCCGGCGGCGCCUGCGUGCGCUGCCGCAAGGGCAAGACCAAGUGCGUCUACGAGAACGGCCGCGCUCCAUGCAAGAACUGCGCCAAGGGCAUGCACGAGUGCUAUCUGCCCUCCGAGUCCAUGGCCCAUCAUCACGGCCAGUCGCCCGCUCGCCAUACCACCGCUCAUCGUCCUUCGCGCGAGAGCCUGCCAGCUUCGGUCCCGGCCGGCGAGACGCGCGCCGCCAACCCGGCAUCCACUGGAUCGCGACACGUUCAGCCUCCCGAAAAGCUCACUCCGGAGCUGAUCCAGGAAUGCGAACGCGUCAUUUCCAAGACGUACCCGGCCUGUGUCGCCUUCCACAAGCCGUCUUUCAUCCAGCAGCUGAAGAACGCCUCGCUGGACCCGGCUCUCAUCUACGCGCUGCUCACCUGCGCUGCUCGGAGCUCUCCCACCUUGAUUCGCCGCUAUGGUGGACAGUCCGGCGCUACCGGUGCCGCUGAGCACUUCGCCGCCAAGGCCAUGGGUAUCAUCAACCAGAACCUCGACACGCCGAGUCUCGCUGAGAUUCAGGCCAUCUGCUUGAUCAUCAUUCACGAAUGGGGCUCCCGCAAUGCCGUGCGCGCCUACAUCUACCUUGGCCAGGCCAGCCGCAUGGUCCAGAUGUACCGUAUCCUGCACAGCCAUCACGCCGCUGUCAGUGAGGCCGACCGCUUCCUCCAGGACGAGUCCUUCCGCCGUGUCCUAUGGCUGUUGUACAUCCUCGACUGCCUGCUGACCAGCACGCCCGGUCGCCAGCCGGCCUUGUCGUCCAACGACACCGCUGACGUCUCGCUGCCGUGCUCCGACAUGAACUUCGCAUUCGGCAACGCCGUCUUCGUCCAGACCAUCAACCUCUCGGACCCGUCCCGUCUGCCCGCCGGAACCCGCGUUGACGACAUCGGCGAGUUCGGCCAGAUCGUCAUGGCCACCCGAAUCUGGCGCGACGUGGUUCAGAUGCUGAUGACCACGACCACCGAGACCUUUAACGACGGCGUCUGCAAUGGUCUCAUGGGGGAGAUUGAGCGCCUCAGGAACUCUCUGUCGAUGCAGUACGUCGACAAGCCUGGCCAGAUCAACCUGCACAUUACCAUGGGCUCCGGCUUCACGUACGCCAUGCUGCACUGCAUGCUGCACUGCGCGUCCAUCUUCAUCAACCGCCGCCGCCUGCUGCAGUACGUCACUGCGCCCGGCUUCGAUGUCGAGACCUGGCGUCUGUCGCCCCAGUGCCACGAGAUCAUUGAUAGGCUCUUUACCUCGUGCCACAGCACCAUCGCCAUGUUGACGGCGCUCGAGACCGGCUCAGACAAGGAUGGCAUCAUCUGCUUCCCCAUCUUCAUGCUCUUCUCUUCCUUCACCGCAAGCGCUACCGUCGCCUACCUGUCUCUGAAGGGCCUCACACCGAAUAACGCCGUGGAGACCGCGGGACACAUUGUUCGCGACGGCCUGCACUUCAUGCAGGAGGGCGUCGAAACCUGGCCCCUCAUCAGCUCGUGGCUGCGUCACCUCGCCGUCAUGCACAGAGUCCUCGGCAAUGAUGCCACCGGCAGCCCCUCUGCUCGCCCUACUUCCCUUCCCCCUGCUGCUGGCCACCCGCCCGUCGCCGAUCAGGCCUCCGUUAAGGACGAGGCUGCUUCCAACCCCGACACCAACCCGGAUGCGAUGGACUACGACCAGACCUCCAACGCUCCGGCGCCGCAGCCCCCCGUCAACAACGGAACUGCCCCCGUCAGCGAGAACGGACGCGACAGCGAGCCUCCUGUUCCUCUGCCCCGCCGCCCCGGCGUCGCCACCAUCAACGGCGGCUCCGUCUCCGGCACCCCGGCUUCCGCCAGCCCGCCGCCCCAGCAGCAGCCCGAGUCCAAGGCGUCGCCUGAACCUAUUGCCCAGCCUAUCGUCAGCAACGGCGUCACUCCUUCCGCCGAGUCUGUUGCUCCCGUGCCUCAGGACAUGACGGCUAGUGAGCUCUGCUCUGCAUUCGAGCGACAGCUUCUGGAGCUCGACGACCUCGCUGCCUUCAUGGGCGGUGGCGUCUAA
This is a messenger RNA of Colletotrichum karsti, 2091 nucleotides long. RefSeq lists its product as uncharacterized. Bases 1 to 2091 code for a protein of 696 amino acids. Gene Ontology annotation, biological process: DNA-templated transcription; regulation of DNA-templated transcription. The record is from RefSeq and is a predicted model, not a curated record. The transcript is spliced from 3 exons. Gene Ontology annotation, cellular component: nucleus. Gene Ontology annotation, molecular function: zinc ion binding; DNA binding; DNA-binding transcription factor activity, RNA polymerase II-specific. NCBI's taxonomy places the organism in Eukaryota, Fungi, Ascomycota, Sordariomycetes, Glomerellales, Glomerellaceae.